Molecule: messenger RNA, 1181 nt
Organism: Paramormyrops kingsleyae
Lineage: Eukaryota; Metazoa; Chordata; Actinopteri; Osteoglossiformes; Mormyridae
Gene: ism2a
Product: isthmin 2a
Source: RefSeq, a predicted model, not a curated record
GGUACCCCAACAAGCACGCUGCAACAUGGAACUGAGACAUACACUCAGCGCUCAGAAAGCAAUGCCGCCUUUAUCCCUGAAAACACAGGUUUAGCAGUGAGCCCUUGAAGAUGAGAAUAGUUUCGUCUAGAGGAACGCACAGAUCACCUCAUCUUCUGAAGCAUUACAUGGUCUUUGUUAAACAGGCAUUUCAGGAGGGUUCGAGCAACACUGAUCAGAGGAUGGGGGUUCCGGUGCCCAAGCCGACCCCAAAGGUCCUACCAUAUCACCAACAGAAGCUAAGGUCACCUUACCAGUUGAGAGGGAUUCGACCCAAACCCACAUCCCAGGAGGAGCCUAAGCCAUUUCUCCUAGACCCGAAAAACUUUCCAGAAUUUUCUGGCGCAGACCUCCGAUCCCACAAUCCAAAUAUUCAGGUGACCAUUGAGGUUACGGACAGCCCCCAGAUCGAGCUGGACAUUGACCUGGUUGAGGGCCGCAGCGAGUGGUCACUGGCCUCCCUGGGUUGGCUGACGGGGAGAACACCAUUCCGGCUGCUUUUCUGGGAGCAUCCGGAACCCGAGGAUGGAGAAGGACACAGGGGCCCAGAGGACAGUGAGCAGGAACCCUCAGGCUGGGGUGGAGACCAGGACAGCCGUUUAAGGCAGGGCUGGGGGCCCACGGAUGAUUCCGGUCUGGACAGCUGUGAACAGUGGCUCCACUGUAAGAGCGACUUCCUGCAGCAGCUGCUCCUCGCGGAGCUGCCCAGCUGUCCCUGCUCCUACCCCUCGGAGGUCGUCUAUGGCGCCAUCAGCAUCUUCGACAAGCACCUGGGGAGGGCAUUCCUAUGGCGCGAUGCCAGCGGGCCCAAGGAGCAGCUGGGCGUGUACAGGGCAGCGGCACUGUUCUGCCUGCGCUCCACGCCGUCCCGGGGGGGCGCCCUGCCAGCCGCCCAGCAGUGCUGCUACGACGGGGACCUGCGGCUGCUGACGCGGGGUAGUGGGGCCGGAGUGCCUGAUCUCAUCAGCGCCGACUUUUCCCCAGAGCUGCACCACCGGCUGGACGUGCUGCCCUGGCUCCUGUGCAAGGGCGACUGGAGCCGCUUUCACGCUGCCCGGCCCCCCAACAACGGCCUGCGGUGCACUGAGAACCCGCCAGAGAAAGAGUACGGCCGGCAACUCGAGCAGGCACGCGAGUACUGA